This is a messenger RNA of Cygnus olor (mute swan), 855 nucleotides long. RefSeq lists its product as uncharacterized. Gene Ontology annotation, molecular function: nucleic acid binding; RNA-DNA hybrid ribonuclease activity. Bases 1 to 855 code for a protein of 284 amino acids. The transcript is spliced from 2 exons. Lineage: Eukaryota; Metazoa; Chordata; Aves; Anseriformes; Anatidae. The record is from RefSeq and is a predicted model, not a curated record.
AUGACAGGUUGGUGCCAUCUAUGGAUUAAUAAUUAUGGACUAAUUGUAAAACCCCUAUAUGACCUCAUCAAGAAUAACCAAUCAAAAUUGGUCUGGACGGGGGAAGCACAGGCUGCCUUUAAGAAGCUUAAAUUGAAGCUAAUGCGAGCACCAGCUUUGGGUCUACCGGACUUGUCUAAACCCUUUUGGUUGUACUCCUAUGAGAGACAAGGGAUGGCUCUGGGGGUGCUGGCACAGAAGUUGGGCCCCUACAGGAGAGCUGUGGCCUACUUUUCUAAACAAUUGGAUGAAGUAAGUAAAGGUUGGCCAGGUUGCCUUCGAGCAGUGGCCGCUGUUAUCAUGAAUAUACAGGAGGCUCGGAAGUUCACUAUGGGACAGAAGAUAACCGUGCUGGUAUCACACACUGUCUCGGCAGUCUUGGAACAGAAAGGGGCACACUGGUUAUCCCCUCAAAGAUUUUUAAAAUACCAAGCGAUACUGGUGGAGCAAGAUGACGUAGAAAUUGUGGUUACUAACAUUGUGAACCCAGCUUCUUUCCUUAGCAACGCUCCUGACGAGCUAGUGGUCCACAAUUGUAUCGAAACUAUGGAAACUGUGUAUUCUAGCCGACCAGAUCUCAAAGAGGAGCCCUUGGAAGACGCGGAUGAAUCAUGGUAUACUGAUGGAAGCAGCUUUGUGAAACAAGGACAACGCAAAGCAGGGUAUGUGGUGACAACCACUCAACAGGUAAUUGAAUCAAAACCAUUACCCCCUGGGACGUCUGCUCAGAAAGCAGAAAUAGUCGCCCUUACGCGGGCAUUGGAACUAGCAGCAGGAAAGCAGGAAAGCAACCAGAGAAAUCUGGACAGGCUCUAA